This is a messenger RNA of Bufo gargarizans (Asiatic toad), 2914 nucleotides long. RefSeq names its product Hermansky-Pudlak syndrome 1 protein homolog. Gene Ontology annotation, biological process: melanosome assembly; vesicle-mediated transport. Lineage: Eukaryota; Metazoa; Chordata; Amphibia; Anura; Bufonidae. Gene Ontology annotation, cellular component: BLOC-3 complex. The record is from RefSeq and is a predicted model, not a curated record. The transcript has 19 exons. Gene Ontology annotation, molecular function: guanyl-nucleotide exchange factor activity. Bases 192 to 2210 code for a protein of 672 amino acids.
CUUCCUGCAGCCCCUCCCCCCCUGCUCUGGUCACAUGGGCUGCAUUCACAUGCUUCAGUGCAGGAAGUCUCUGUCCCAGCUGUGUGCAUGGAGGCAAAGAAGAAGGAGAGAAGUGAUGGAGAAGAAGGGUCACUGAGGAUCUGCAGUAUCUGAUCCAUCGCUGAAGACCUCGGGGGACGGCGGAUAUUACAAUGAAGUGUAUACUCAUUGUCUCGGAGGGAGCAGAAGUCCUGUUCUGCUGGGCGGACGAAGAGUUCGAGAAGAAUCUACACAGCAGAUACUCUGUAUGUGACGAGCUUCUGCAGUCUCCGAACAUUGGUGACAGCAUCAAUACCCUCUUUGCCCCUCUGAUCAUCUCUUGUGUGACGCUGCUGGAGAAGAUCGGGGACACGUACACCUGCUUCACCGCUGAGAAUGGCCACCUCUGUGUGCUGCACAUGUUUGGAGAAUGUCUUUUCAUUGCUGUCAAUGGGGACAGAGAAGAAAACGAGGACGACUUGAGGAGGAAGAUUUUCGUCUUGAAGAGACUCACUGAAGUUCACUUUGGUUUGGUCACUUUGGACAGUCAACUAAUCAAAAAAGAACUGCGACCGCCAGAUUCGGAUCAGCGGAACCUCGUGUGGAAGACGUUCCAGAGUCUGCUCCUAACGUACGGCCGCCUGCAGCACGAAGACCAGAGCUUCGCAGUAGAGGCAGUAGAGCGUCUGAUACACCCCAAGCUUUGCGAGCAGUGCAUAGAGUUCCUGGAAAAGCAGAUCGUGCAGUACAUUAACGGCAGCAAUGAGCGAGGCAGCGAGGAGGUCCUGCAUGCCUUCGUCCUGGUCAACACCAAACUUCUGGCGCUUUUCUCCAGCCGGAACGCCAGCUCCCUGAGGCCCGCGGAUCUCCUAUCCUUGAUUCUCAUCGUCCAGGACCUGUACCCGGGGAUCAAUCUACUGCAGGAGCGGAGCAUCCCGGGCACCGAAGACAAUGCGGCCUCAGAAGAGUAUUAUACCCCCGACCCGUCCCCCAGCACAAGCAGCUUAGAAGGUGGCGGCAGCUCGAGGGAUGACGAUUCAUCGCUGUCUAGUUUUGGGGACAUUGAGAUCCAGAUUGCUGAAGACAGUUUGAAGACUCUGGUCGGCCCUGCACCAGAAUCUACCAACACGCGGCGGGUAUUUCUGGAUGCCAACCUGAGAGAGGGCUACUGCCCCAUGAUGCCUCAUUCCAUGUACUGCUUGCCUCUGUGGCAUGGCAUGUCCUUGGUGCUUUUGACGAAGUUCUCUGGAAGCCACAUCGCUCUGUCCCUGUACCAGCUGCUGGAUGGGUUCAGUGUGAUGGAGAAGAAACUCCAGGAGGGGCAAGACAUUCAUCAAGUUGUGCGGUCAAAUCCCAUCAUGGCUGAGCUCAAGCAAAGAACAGAUCGGUUUGUUAAGAGCCUUGGUGGUCGGGAAGUUCAGUUACAGAACAUUUGGCUCGAACUCAAGAACAAAGCAUUCUCCAGAAAUGAGACCGCCAGUCCGGCAGAACUCCUUCAAGUGUGCGGAAAUCUAAAGCGUCAGCUCUGCUGCAUAUACCGUCAGCUAUUUCUAGCCUCCCCGAUAAGGGGAACACAUGCCUUGUCUCUAAAUAUACAGACCCGGGUCAGGACACGAGUUCAAGAGAAACUGAUGGACUGGAAGGAAUUUCUGCUGGUGAAGAGCAAGAGAAACAUUACCAUGGUGACUUACUUGGAAGAAUUUCCUGGCUUGGUGCAUUUUAUUUAUGUGGAUCGCACAGUAGGACAAAUGGUGGCUCCUUCCAUAACCAUUGAAGAUAAAUCCACUACGGAGCUCGGAAACAGCGUAUUGGCGAAUUUCAUAAAAAACAAGGUUUGGUUCCUGAUCGGGAUGUCUCGCCGCUAUCUUCAGAAGGGCUACACCACACUCACGUUUCGAGAUGGCGAUUAUUAUUGUUGCUAUUUCCUGUGGUUUGAGAACGAAGCCGGGGAUAAACUGGAAGCCAUUGAUGUACCGGUGCUUGGAGACGACUCUGCUCCAAUAGGAAUGCUAGCAGGAGAAUAUUAUAGGAAAUUACUUCGAUAUUACAUUAACCAUCACCAGACGGAGGUGGUGAAGUGCUACGAGCUGCUGACCCUGCACCUGGGCAUUAUCCCGCCGGAGUUCAUCAUCCAGCAGUGCCGGGACCUGGCUCGUAAGCUGUGGGAGCCUUCGCGUAUACCACUCCUGUAGGGACCGCCUCACCGGCCAUCGUCCUGACUCCAUCCCCUGCACACGUCCACUCUGUACCGCCCUGACACGUCCACUCUGUACCGCCCCCUGACACGUCCACUCUGUACCGCCCUGACACGUCAUAGCUCUUAGGAGAAAGCAGAGAAAAUAAGCCCAAAGAAAGCUGGUCGGCCAGGGCAGAGAUGCAGAGAUUGGUGUUUAAUUGGUGCAGUUAAAGGGUUUGUGUGAGAUAAAAAAAAAAAAAUCAACAACAGCGCCACCCUUCUUCAUGGGUCAUGUCUGGUAUUGCAGUAUUCAUGUAAAUGGAGCUGAGGUGCAAUACCAGAUACAGCCCAUGAAGAAGGGUAGCGCUGUAUAUGAAAAAUUAAGCAAACCCCUUUUUUCUAAUCUCAAACAAACCCUUAAAAAUUGAAUGUAAAUGGACAGAAGGGGAAAUCGGUGCAUGAACCAAACGUACCCGGUAAUCAAUGUCCUCCUGGGGCCAUGUCUCAUAUACACGAGAGUAUUAUUUAUUAGGUAGAUAGAUGCGACAUUUACUGCACAUUAAAGGGUUUUUUCAGGUUUAGAAUACUGAUGACGGCGUCGCAAUUACUAAUGAAUUAUUAAGGCUACUUUCACACUUGCGGCAGAGUGAUCCGGCAAGCAGUUCCGUUGCUGGAAAACGUAUGCCAACUGAUGGCAUUUGUAAGACUGAUCAGGAUCCU